AAAAUGCUUGACAUGACUUCCCCUUCAAGCAGUAUCCUUCUAUUUAUGUUGAUGUUCUAUCUAACUUGACGAUUCCUUUUAUUCAAAUGUAGCUUCAAACGGGAUAGCCAGCGUCGGCGGCAGCAGAAAACAAUGACCACUCAAGUGGGUCAAGAUGAAGAUUGAUUGACCGCUUGCUAGGUUAGCGUAGCAGCUAACUGCCUGGCCUUUAGCUGAUUAAUUAGUAACCUUUAAGGUUUACAUAACAAGAGGUAAUCUCUGUGACAGAUUGACAAACAUUUGAGAGAGAAAGACUUACACACACACACACACACACUUAUGCUCUCUUCACAAACAUGGAGAAGGCCAUCAGUGACAAAAUGUUCCGCUGCAGCUGGAUGCGCCGCAAGCUUCCCCAUGCCGUCAGGGAGGAGGUGUACCACCUCUUGAUGAUGAUGGGGCCCCUGUUGCUGUCUCGGGUGCUCAAUUAUCUGCUUCCCUUCGUGGUCACCAUGUUCUGCGGACGUUUGGGCAACGAGGUGAUGGCUGGAUAUGGAUUAGCGUCUGCUACCAUCAACAUCACCACAGCGGCAACGGGGUACGGUCUUGCUCUCGCUUGCGAUACGCUGGUCUCUCAGACUUUUGGUGGUAAGAAUCUGCUCCGCGUAGGCGUGAUCUUGCAGAGAGGCAUCCUCAUCCUACUGUUGUUCUGUCUGCCCUGUUGGGCUUUGCUCCUCAACGCCCAGAGUCUCCUACUACUCGUGGGCCAAGGCCCUGAGGUCACCCGAAUAGCGAAUCUGUACAUCAUAGCCUACUUGCCGGCCGUGCCAGCAAUGUUUCUACACAAUCUUCAAGCAUCUUACUUGCAGAACCAGGGUAUAAUACUUCCACAGAUGUACACUGCAGCCAUGGCAAAUGUUGCCAACCUGAUGAUGAACUAUGUGUUCUUACACUGGCUCGAUCUAGGAGUGACUGGAUCCGCAGCUGCCAACACACUCUCUCAACUGAGCAUCUGCGCUCUGUUGUUUGUUUACAUUCGCUGGAAGAAGCUGCACGUCUCAACAUGGGGAGGUUGGUCAAUGGAAUCCCUGCAGGAGUGGGGCUCCUACAUGAGGCUGGCCGUUCCAAGCAUGCUCAUGAAAUGUUUCGAGUGGUGGCUCUUUGAGUUGGGGGGAUUCUUUGCGGGGAUGUUGGGUGAAGAUGAGCUGGCCACCCAGCAUGCAGUGAUGAUGGUUUCUGCACUCGCCUACAUGUUGCCUUUUGGGAUACAGGCAGCGGCCUGCGCUCGAGUGGGUAAUGCCCUCGGUGCCGGAGACACGGGCAGGGCCAUCCUCACCUGCAAGGUGGCCCUGAGCCUCGCCGGUGCAUUUACAGUUGUUGAAGGUACCGUGCUUGGCUUGACUAAAUCAGUGAUUGGCUUCAUCUUCACCUCCGAUCAGAAGAUCGUCAAUCUGGUGUCGGUUGUGAUGAACGCUUACGUCUUCGUUCAGUUCUUUGAUGGCCUCGUGUGUGUGUGCACGGGCAUCUUUCUGGGGACAGGAAAGCAGAAGAUUCCGGCAGCGGCUAACUUCAUCGGCUACUACGGGGUCGGACUAACGCUCAGUGUGACGCUCAUGUUUGUGGUCAAGCUCAGGAUUUUAGGUUUCUGGCUGGGGAUUAUGAUUUGCCUAAUCUUGCAGUCCAUCAUUUACAUUAUUGUCAUCUUCAAACUGGAUUGGAAGACAAUGACAGAGGAGGCUAUGAAGCGCGGCCAGAAGAGCACCCACUUGGCCUUAAUGAGCCCAGCUGUGCAGGAAGAGUACCGGGCUGACAUAAGCGAGGGCAACACUGCCACACAGCAACAGGCGAACGCUGACCGGCUCUCUCUGGGCCAGCUGCUGCUGAGGCGAGGCCUCGCUCUGUUGGCCGCCCUCUCCAUUCUGGUGACAGGCACCUGCGUGUACUUCCUUGUACCCUUGCCGGUGUCCCCGUUUCCCAAAAGUAAUCUGACUAAAACGGACUCGGGAAAUAGCACGUGCUGUUGAUCACAUGGUCAUGUGAUUCAAAGUUUACAUUAACUGCUGCCAGUGCCCCACCAGAUCCUCAACAUGGCAUGGUAGUUAAAAAUGGCUUCACUUCUUUUUUUUUUUUUUUUUAGGGCAGUA
Hippocampus comes (tiger tail seahorse) is the source of this 2123-nucleotide messenger RNA. RefSeq names its product multidrug and toxin extrusion protein 1-like. Gene Ontology annotation, molecular function: xenobiotic transmembrane transporter activity; antiporter activity. Gene Ontology annotation, cellular component: membrane. The transcript is spliced from 16 exons. The record is from RefSeq and is a predicted model, not a curated record. The coding region runs from base 336 to 2003 and encodes 555 amino acids. Gene Ontology annotation, biological process: xenobiotic detoxification by transmembrane export across the plasma membrane. Lineage: Eukaryota; Metazoa; Chordata; Actinopteri; Syngnathiformes; Syngnathidae.